Molecule: messenger RNA, 2592 nt
Organism: Hansenula anomala
Lineage: Eukaryota; Fungi; Ascomycota; Saccharomycetes; Phaffomycetales; Wickerhamomycetaceae
Gene: KAP95
Product: karyopherin beta
Exons: 1
Coding region: 1-2592 (863 amino acids)
Biological process (GO): protein import into nucleus
Cellular component (GO): cytoplasm; nucleus
Molecular function (GO): nuclear import signal receptor activity; small GTPase binding
Source: RefSeq, a predicted model, not a curated record
AUGGAUAUCGGACAAAUUCUUGAAAAUGCGAUCAUGAACCCUGAUCCAGCUAAGCGUUCUGAAGCUGAAGCUCAAAUGCAAGCUAUGUCUAAGGAUCAUUUCGUCAUGUAUAUUGGCUUAUUGACAGAAGCAUUGGCUGAUGAAUCAAAAAGAGCUGAAGUUAGAAUAUUAGCUGGUAUCACUUUAAAGAAUGAGUUGACCUCAAAAGAUGCAUCUAAAAAGAGACAUCAAGCGGAACGUUGGAUAAAUUUGGAUCAAGCUUCAAAAUCUCAAAUCAAAGAGAUCAGUUUGAAAUCUUUGUUAACUCAAAAUGACAGAGUUGCAAACGCUGCUGCUCAAUUAGUCGCAGCUAUUGCUGACAUUGAAUUACCAAGACAAGAAUGGAAUGAACUAAUCAGUAUAAUCGUGGAGAACACUAAACCUGAAAAACCUGAACAUGUCAAACGUUCAUCAUUAUUAACAAUUGGUUAUAUUUGUGAAACUUCUGAUCCAAAUGAUGCUGGUGUUGUGAGUCAAUCAAAUGGUAUUUUGAUUGCUAUCGUUCAAGGUGCUCAAUCUUCAGAACCAUCAAAAGUCGUUAGAUUAACUGCUUUGAAUGCAUUGGUUGAUUCUUUAGAAUUUAUCAAAUUCAAUUUUGAGCGUGAAGGUGAAAGAAAUUAUAUUAUGCAAGUUGUCUGUGAAGCUACUCAAGCAGAUGAUUCUGAAUUACAAGCUGCUGCCUUUGGUGCAUUAGCUCGUAUAAUGUCCUUAUACUAUUCUCAUAUGAGUGUUUAUAUGGAAAAGGCUUUGUAUGGUUUGACUGUUGCUGGUAUGCAAUCCUCAGAUGAAAGAGUUGCUUGUAUGGCUGUCGAAUUUUGGAGUACUGUUUGUGAAAAUGAAAUUGAAAUCGCUUUAGAAAAAGAAGAAUUCCCAGAUUCACAGUUAACCUCUUAUAACUUCGCCUUAGUUGCUAUCCAAGAUAUCCUUCCAACAUUAUUCCAAUUAUUAACUAGACAAAACGAAGAUGCAGAUGAUGAUACUUGGAAUGUUGCAAUGGCUGCAGGUGCUUGUUUACAAUUGUUCGCUCAAGAUACUGGUAACUUUGUUGUUCAACCUGCUUUAUCUUUUGUGGAACAAAAUAUCAGUAGUCCAGAAUGGAGAAAUCGUGAAGCUGCAGUUAUGGCAUUUGGUUCCAUUUUAGAUGGCCCUGAUAGAGAUCAAUUGAAAGUUCUUAUCGCUCAAGCUCUUGGUCCAAUUUUACAAUUGAUCAAGGAUGAAAACUUACAAGUCAAAGAUACUGUUGCUUGGUGUAUUGGUAGAAUUGCUGAUCUGAUUAUUGAUGCUAUUGACGUUCAACAGCACUUACCAAAUGUUAUUCAAGCCAUUAUUGAAGGUUUGAAAGAUCAUGGAAAGGUUUCAACCAACUCUUGUUGGACAUUGAUCAAUAUUGUUGAGCAAUUGAAUCAAACUGCUCAACAAGAUGAAACAUCUCCUCUAUCACAAUAUUAUCCAGCUUUAGUUCCAAUUUUGAUUCAAGUUUCUGGAAGAAGUGAUAACGAAUAUAGUGCUAGAGCCUCUGCUUAUGAAGCUUUAUCAACUCUAGUUCUUUUCAGUGCUAAGGAUGUUAUGCCAAUCAUUAACAAUAUUGCUUCAGAAGUUUUAAGCAGAAUUGAUCAAACUCUUCAAUUGCAAUCCCAAAUUGUCACUGCGGAUGAUAAAUAUAACUUGGAAGAAUUACAAUCAAACAUUUUAAGUUUGUUAACUAAUGUUAUAAGAAGAGUUGGUAAAGAUGUUGGUUCUGUUGCUGACAGUUUGAUGCAACUAUUUUUGAAAUUAUUACAAGCUCAACAACAACAAAAUUCAAUCAUUGAAGAAGAUGUUUUCAUCGCUAUCAGCGCCUUGGCUGGUGCAGUUGAACAAGAUUUCAACAAAUACAUGACCGCCUUCUUACCAUUCUUGACAAAUGCUUUGAAUCAAACUGAUUCACCAAUUUCCAACACUGCUGUUGGUUUAGUUGCUGAUAUUUCCCAUUCAUUGGGUGAAAACUUCAAUCAAUAUUCUGAAGGUUUGAUGAAUAUCUUGGGUUCCAUCUUGUCUAACGCUAAUGUCAGAAAAGAAUUGAGACCAGCUGUUUUAUCAAGUUUCGGUGAUAUUGCUUCUGCUAUCGGGCCAGCUUUCCAGCCAUACUUAUCAGUUGUUUUCAACAUUUGUCGUGAGGCUCAAAUUGCUCAACCUGAAGGAUCUUCAAUUGAAGCAUUAGAUUACAUAUUGAACCUUCGUGAAUCUGUCUUAGAUUGUUAUGUUGGUAUUGUUGGUGGUUUACAUGGUCAAGCUGACUCAAUUUACCCAUUUGCUGCUCAAAUUUUCGAACUAUUACAAUCUAUAAGCGAAGAAGCAAGCUUCUCAUUAUCUGAAAGUGUCAGCAGAUCAGCUGUUGGAUUAUUAGGUGAUCUAGCUCAAAUGUUCCCAGAUGGAAGAAUAAAAUCAGCUUAUGCUCAAGACUGGAUUACUCAAUUCAUCAAAAAGACAAGAACUAACCCAGCUUUCCAACAGAAUACCAAAGAUACUGCAAGAUGGGCAAGAGAGCAACAAAAGCAACAACUAAACUUAUAA